This is a messenger RNA of Helianthus annuus (common sunflower), 1204 nucleotides long. Its product is annotated as origin of replication complex subunit 6. Gene Ontology annotation, molecular function: DNA binding. Lineage: Eukaryota; Viridiplantae; Streptophyta; Magnoliopsida; Asterales; Asteraceae. Gene Ontology annotation, biological process: DNA replication; DNA replication initiation. Bases 195 to 1052 code for a protein of 285 amino acids. Gene Ontology annotation, cellular component: nuclear origin of replication recognition complex. The record is from RefSeq and is a predicted model, not a curated record. The transcript is spliced from 10 exons.
AAACACACACAAAGACGGAGGGAAAAAAAUGGCGUGCUCUGGUUUGUUCAAAUGGCGCGAAACGAAAAACUAGAAAACACAUCAGAUUCCAUAUUCCCGCCAUGAUUGCUCUUCAAUAUCAUCCUCAACCGUUCACAACAACCACCAUUGCAGAAGCUCUGAAUCCACUGCAUCUCUGAUCUCUCUCAUUCGAAAUGGAUCUGUCAGAGUACGCACGGAAGAUAGGCCUUUCUGAAUCGAAACAAGUCGUCCGUAAAGCCGCUGAGCUCCGUCGAGUUUCCGAUCUUCAAUUCGAUUCAUCCAGUGCUGGAAUCGGAGAGAUUUGUAAAUCUAUCAUCUGCCUAGAGAUUGCUGCUAAUAUGAUGCAAGUGAUAUUUGAUCGCCAGACUGCGAUAAGGUUGAGUGGAAUGUCCGAGAAGGCUUACAUUAGAUCUUUUAACGUGAUGCAGAAUGGAAUCGGUAUCAAGAAUAAGCUUGACAUUAGGGAAUUGGCUAUUCAAUUUGGAUGUGUUAGGCUUAUUCCUCUUGUUCAGAAAGGAUUAUCACUAUACAAAGAGCGGUUUAUUGCAUCAUUACCUCCUUCACGUCGAGCGAGUGCUGACUUCACACGGCCUGUAUUUACCGCCACAGGGUUUUACUUGUGUGCCAAAAAGCAUAAGCUCAAGGUUGACAAGAAUAAGUUGAUUGAACUAUCUGGCACAUCCGAAGAUGAAUUUUCAAGUGUAUCUACCUCCAUGAAGGACCUUUGUCAUGAUGUUUUUGGGGUGUCAAAGGAAAAGAAAGAUCCAAAAUCUGUGAAAGUGAACAGAGACUUGUUAGAUGCCUUACCUGAGAAAAGGCAAGCUGAGGAUGGUGGUUAUUCAUCUGAUGAAGGCAAAGAUCUUUCAGCCUACAAGAAACGUAAGCUUGAGGAGAACCACAAAUACGAGGAAUGGAAAUCUACUGUAGUAGAAUCUAAUAAGCAAAGCAAAGAUAAAGUUGCUGUUAAAAAAACCAAACAGGCACAACUCAAGUUUUUGAAGAGAGAUCCAGGAACUGAAGUUGGAGUGUAAGAGUAUGCUCAUGUUGCCUCAAUAUAUCAGGAACACAGUUUUGGUUUAAUUAAGACAUUUAACUUUUUAUUGUUUUUGUCAAACUAUACAUGGAUUAUGAAAGAAGUUAAUGUACAGUGUCUUGAGAUUUUUGCUAGCCUUUAUUGUGACAA